AUUCCCACAAACACACCAAAAAUAGUACAUCCCCAUAAACCCAACUUCUCACUUACACAAAAUGGUGUAAAUGCACACACAAUAACUCACCUCACCUCAUGGCCUCACCGGAAAACCACCAUCUCCUCCACCUUCUCCUUCCCCUCCUCCUCAUCCAUUAUCUCUCCUCCACCACCACCACCGCCGCCGCUUCCGAUCUCACAACCUUAAUCUACAAAGGCUGCGCAAACCAAAACUUCCAAGACCCAAUCGCCACCCAAAACCUCAAAUCCCUUUACACCACCCUCGUUUCCCAAUCCACCACCGCCACUUACUACAAAACCACCGCCGGAACAACCGACCAAUCCACCACCACCUCCAUCACCGGUCUCUACCAGUGCCGCGGCGACCUCUCCACCACCGACUGCAACACCUGCGUCCAAAAACUCCCCGACACCAUUCAAAGCGUCUGCCACAAAGACACCAUUGCGGCUCGAGCACAGCUUGUCGGGUGCUACAUGCGGUACGAGGUUGUCGGGUUCCAGCAGGCGCCGCCGACGGAAUUGUUGUAUAAAAAGUGUAGUUCGGGUCGGGUUGAUGGGUCCGGGUUUGAUGAGAGGUUAGAGGCGGCGUUGUCGUUGGUACCGAAAGGGGUUUCGAAUGGGAAGGGGUAUUAUGCUGGUGCGUAUCAGGGGGUUUACGUGUUGGGACAGUGUGAAGGUGAUUUGGGUGGUGGUGAGUGUGUGAACUGUGUGAAAAGUGCGGUGGAGAUUGGGAGGAGUGAGUGCCGGAGUUCUGUUUCCGGUCAUGUUUUUCUUCAGCAGUGUUAUGUUAGUUACACUUAUUAUCCCGAUGGAGUUCCCGGCACCGGAGACACCGGCGGCAGCGGUGGCGUUGGUGGUGUGGAAACAGGGGUGACGGAGAUACAGGGCGACAGUGGUGGUGGCAGAAACAACACGCAGAAAGUGGUGGCGAUUGUUUUCGGUGGGCUAGCGGCUCUGGGGCUGGUGGUUGCUUUCUUGUUGGUUCUCAAAUCAGCUUUCAAAAAGAAAAAAGAACACUAUUCCUAUGGUGGUUACUCAUGAAGAUGAAGAUCAAGGCACUGAAGAAUUGUAAAGUUAAAGAGAAGAUAAAGAGGGGUGCUUACUUUGCUUUUGAGAGGUGGUGGGUGGGUCUAGUAAGACUUGGAUACUUGGAUCUUCCUUCACUUGCAAGUUAAACUACUUUUAUUAGGCUUUGAUCAAUUAGUAAUAGUAAUUUAUGUACAUACACAUAUGCUAUAGCUAAUGACCUUGUUACGUGUAAACGGGAGGCUCGUAUAGAUAAUAUUCUCGCAUCAUAACCAUUAGCUACCGUUGUAUCUUGAUGUCAUGUGCGUAACCGGUCACAUUUUGGUAUUGUGGAUAGUUAAUUGAAUGAAGAAAUUAUAUAUUAGAGUAA
Molecule: messenger RNA, 1419 nt
Organism: Helianthus annuus (common sunflower)
Lineage: Eukaryota; Viridiplantae; Streptophyta; Magnoliopsida; Asterales; Asteraceae
Product: plasmodesmata-located protein 3
Exons: 3
Coding region: 99-1064 (321 amino acids)
Biological process (GO): plasmodesmata-mediated intercellular transport; transport of virus in multicellular host
Cellular component (GO): plasmodesma
Source: RefSeq, a predicted model, not a curated record